AUGAAUAUGAAAGCAAUCCUCGCUAAAAGAGAAGCCAUGCGUAAUGAAUGGGGAGAAAAUGUAGCUGUUCAAUGUGAAUGGAGAGGUGAUAUUACGAUGGAAGAAGUAAUGAAGCACAGAACCCCAGAAGAUUGCUGGAAUGUAAUCAAUGGUGUUGUUUAUGACAUGACACAAUAUGUAUGCAAGCAUCCAGGAGGUGCUUCGCCACUUGUACAGAGAGCCGAUAUUUCAUCAGUUUUCAAAACAUUCCAUAAACAUAUCAAGAUCGACUUCCUUCACAAGCUUAAGAUUGGUAAUCUUGUACAAUAA
Molecule: messenger RNA, 309 nt
Organism: Trichomonas vaginalis G3
Lineage: Eukaryota; Parabasalia; Trichomonadida; Trichomonadidae
Product: cytochrome B5 family
Exons: 1
Coding region: 1-309 (102 amino acids)
Molecular function (GO): heme binding
Source: RefSeq, a predicted model, not a curated record